AUGGUGUAUAUUCGCUUUCGCGGAGUUCGCAUACUCGCAUUCGCAGUUCAUAAUUCGCCUAUUCUCCUAUCGUUGCGCUUACUUUAUGUCCUUCCUUUCCAUACCCCAGCGCGCGGCCGCACCCGUGUUGUAGGUCGCCCGCUGCGCGUCGGGUGUAGCUCGAGGCGCGUUGUAGCUUGCCUGGCGUCGCUGUCGCAUCGCAGCCUGCUGUUGUAUGUUUAUGACGGACUCGGAUGCGCAAUGGCCGCCUCGUUAUCGCGUUCAGCUGUGUGUUCGACGCCUGGCCGUGUACGUAGCUAG
Schizophyllum commune H4-8 is the source of this 300-nucleotide messenger RNA. RefSeq lists its product as uncharacterized. NCBI's taxonomy places the organism in Eukaryota, Fungi, Basidiomycota, Agaricomycetes, Agaricales, Schizophyllaceae. The coding region runs from base 1 to 300 and encodes 99 amino acids. The record is from RefSeq and is a predicted model, not a curated record. The transcript has a single exon.